UUUUAACCUUGUGAGCACUAAUCUGAAAGAGGAAGGAGAAUCUGCAUGCAUUGGCUAGCAAAAGUGCCCUUCCCUCUCUUCUCUUGAAAACAGCAGCAGCCCAUCUUCUUAAAGAAACUUGCCUAAAGAACAGGCACCUUGUAAAUGAAGUGCACUUUCAGGGAAUUCAGAUUCACUGUUCGGCUAAUCAACAUUAGCUCUCCGAGGGAUGAGUAAAUUGGACUUACUGAAGAAUUUAAGAUCUUCUGAGUGUGAAUGCAAAAGGACCCUGAAUUGUCAACCUUAAAGUUAGCAGAUAAGUGAAGAUACCACAGAGAAGUGAUUUACUCAAGAUCACACAAUAAAUCAUCCACCAGAUACUGAGAUUAGGCUUCAUCUGAUAUUAUACCAUAAGAAGCACGGACCACUAACCAGGAACUUUUGUGAAGGGUACUGCAGUGCCAGAAAGAGGCCCUGAGCAGACAUUCCUAGAGAAACAUGGAUGGAGUUGGAAAUCUGACAGUAUCUUCAGCCAGUAAUAAUACAUGCAAUGACACUAUUGAUGACUUCCGCAAUCAAGUAUAUUCUACGAUGUACUCUAUGAUCUCCGUUGUGGGCUUCUUUGGCAAUAGUUUUGUGCUCUAUGUCCUCAUAAAAACAUAUCAUGAGAAGUCAGCCUUCCAAAUAUACAUGAUUAAUUUAGCAGUAGCGGAUCUACUGUGUGUGUGUACACUGCCUCUCCGCGUGGUCUAUUACGUUCACAAAGGCAUUUGGCUCUUUGGUGACUUCAUGUGCCGCCUCAGCACCUAUGCCUUGUAUGUCAACCUCUAUUGUAGCAUCUUCUUUAUGACAGCCAUGAGCUUUUUCCGAUGCAUUGCAAUUGUUUUCCCAGUCCAGAACCUCAAUUUGGUUACACAGAAAAAAGCCAAGUUUGUGUGUGUUGGCAUUUGGAUUUUUGUCAUUUUGACCAGUUCUCCAUUUUUAGUGUCCACAUCUUACAAAGAUGAGAAGAACAAUACUAAGUGCUUUGAACCUCCACCAGACAAUCAAACUAAAAACCACAUUUUGAUCUUGCAUUAUAUAUCAUUGUUUGUUGGUUUUAUCAUUCCUUUUGUUAUUAUAAUUGUCUGUUACACAAUGAUUAUUUUGACCCUACUAAAAAAUUCAAUGAAGAAAAAUAUAUCAAGUCGUAAAAAAGCCAUAGGAAUGAUCAUAGUUGUGACAGCUGCCUUUUUGAUCAGUUUCAUGCCAUAUCAUAUUCAACGCACCAUCCACCUUCACUUUUUACACAAUGAAUCUAAGCCUUGUGACUCUGUCCUUAGAAUGCAAAAAUCAGUGGUCAUAACCUUGUCUCUGGCCGCCUCAAAUUGUUGCUUUGAUCCUCUCCUGUAUUUCUUUUCAGGGGGGAACUUUAGGAGAAGGCUUUCUACAUUUAGAAAACAUUCUUUGUCCAGCAUGACUCCUGCACCCAAGAAGAAGGCCUCUCUGCCAGAAAAAGGAGAAGAAAUAUGUAAUGAAUAGUUUAAACCCAUCUAGUACAAAUUAUUGAAAAGCUCCCCAAACAAGUAUUUCCUCAAGUCAUUUACAAUAAAAAUAAGCAUUUCCAUCAAUAUUUU
Messenger RNA from Talpa occidentalis (Iberian mole), 1595 nucleotides. It is a transcript of the gene CYSLTR1, whose product is annotated as cysteinyl leukotriene receptor 1. The coding region runs from base 478 to 1500 and encodes 340 amino acids. Gene Ontology annotation, cellular component: plasma membrane. The record is from RefSeq and is a predicted model, not a curated record. Lineage: Eukaryota; Metazoa; Chordata; Mammalia; Eulipotyphla; Talpidae. The transcript is spliced from 4 exons. Gene Ontology annotation, biological process: G protein-coupled receptor signaling pathway. Gene Ontology annotation, molecular function: leukotriene receptor activity.